AUGAGGGAUGGAAGUGGAGCCCGGAGACGCAGAGAGCGGCGCCUGCUGGCAUCUGCUCUCGCGCUUCUUGUCCUUUGCUCGGCGCAGACAUGCGCCGCCCUGAGGCGCGAGUUGGGGCGAAGACCAACGCCGGAGGGCGAGCGCGGCUGGACGACUCGCGAAGGUGAGGCAGCGAGCGAGGACGCUGGGGUGAAGCGAGAAGAAGGCAGCGAGCGAAUGGAAAAAAGGCGAACGGAGGAAAGGGCGGAAGACAGCCGCGUGACGAAGAAGGCGAAAGAGGGACUGAAGGAAGCGGGCGAGGCCCUGGAGCGGCUGCUCCCGACGCUCCAGGCCCAGCAGCACGAGGCGUUCCUGAACGUCAGCCCUGCGCGGACGCAGAAGCUGACCACCGCGCUCGAGCUCAAAUAUGGUGAGAACGGGCACACCGUCGACUUGAAGAAAGCCACGCAGCUGCUGCAGGAACUGGCUGAAGAGGAAGUCCACGACGCAGCCACUGCACAGGCGCUGUACGAGUUGGGAGACCUUCAAAUUCGAGGGUAUCCAGGUGUGCUGAGGCGCAUUACACGCGAUCUGAACCGCGCAGUGGAGCACUUUCGUGCGUCGGCUCUCUUUGGCUACGGACCAGCGCUGCACGCUCUCGGCGUGGCGUACGCGAUCGGCCUGGGCUCCCUCGAGCCUAAUGAAGCCGAGGCUGCGCGACUGCACUACCUCGCCUCUUUGACGGAUUAUAUUCCGGCGAUCCUCGCCAUGGGCUUUCGGUUCCUCUACGGUGACGGCGUCGCUGCAGAUUGCGAGACUGCCCUAAGGUACUACAAGUUCGCUGCGGAGCGAACUGUUCAAUUUCUGGCCCCAGGACAAGACGACGGGAGCGCCGCGCUGUUCCCUCCGCCACCGCUCGGAGACUCCGACCGUCUCACCGAGCAAACCGACGCUCAGUGGCGCGAGCUGCAGACGGUUCAGACGCAGCAGAAAGAAAUUCUGCAGUACUGGGAGCACCAGGCCAAGGACGGAAACCCGAUGGCGCAGUACGAGCUCGCAAAGCUCCGCGAACAGCAGCAACCUGCGGAGGCCACCCCGUCUGGCAGCCGCUCGCCUGAAGCGGAAAACCAAGACGCGGAGAGAAUGCGCCAAGUUGCGGAGCUGUACGAGGCGAGCGGCAAGCAAGGUCUCGCCCCCGCGCUCAGAGACUUAGGGCUUCUCUAUCUCCAGGGGCAAGGCGUGGAACGCAGCUUCCCAAAGGCUAUCGAAUGCCUGAAGCAGGCCGCAGAGCUGGGCGACCCAGAGUCUCAGAACUACCUCGGCUAUUUGUACUACUUUGGCACCAACGCUCCGAGUCCGUCGCCUUCGGCCUCGCACCUCGCCCCGGACCUCCAGCCGUUCUCAGCGCCGUCGUCUUCGCCACCCCUUUCUGCGUCUUCCUCUUCGGCGUCUGAUGACGCGUUUUCGAUUCCACGGAACGAGACCCUUGCUGUGCACUACUUCCGGCAGGCUGCGCUGAAGGAGUUUCCCGAGGCGCUCUUCUUUCUCGGCGAAAUAGAGGUCGAGGGAUACACAGCCGCGGAAGCCCGUGGAGAGGCCGCCGACAGAGGCCGCGCCGCCAAGCCCAGCCGCGCCAGACGCGAGGCCGAAGGCGAGCAUGCAGAGGACGACGCCCAGGAGAGACGGAGGGGAGGCCCUGCAGGCGGGGAGAAAGAGGCUGCAGGACGCGCGGAGAAGGGACGCAGAGACAGGCACGAGUUUCGUGCAGAGACCGACACGCGCGCGAAGCCCGCGGAGAGGAAACGGCGACGAACCAACACGCUAGGCACUGCCGCGGGCAGCCUCGUCAAGGCCCUGCGUUUCUACCAGCGCGCGGCCGACGGCGGAUACAUCCUGGCCGCCUGGCGCGAAGGGCAGCUGUUGGAGGCGGGGAAGGGCGCACCGCGGAGCUGCGAAGACGCCACGCUGGCGUACAAGCUCGUAGCGGAGGCGGGACCGCUGGUCGACGACAUUCGGAAAGGCUUCACGCAGUACGUGAGUGGCGACCUCGAAGGCGCGCUCUUGACUUAUGCGUUCGCCGCGGAAGAAGGCUUCGAGGUCGCGCAGGCGAAUGCCGCGUUUCUUUACACCCGUUUCCGUCCCUCGUGGGAAUUCGCUCCCCUGAAGCGGUCGCCGCCGCAGCCGAAGGCAGCCCGGUCUGAGCGUCCGCCGCGCAGGCCGCGCGUCAGUGUCCAGGAUCCCCCCCAGGGCUCACGAGACGGCGAACGCGACCCCUCGGCGCCCGACGAGUCGCCGUCCUUUUGGAGCUUCGUCGGUAACCUCUUAUGGGGGGCGAAGAGGCCGGAGAGGAGGAUGAGGGACGCGAAGUCUGCAGACGCGACGAAGGCGCGACGCGAACCCCGUGCGGCGGUCGCGGAUCCAGAUCCGCCGCAGCGCGCACCUGAGCAAGGGCGGCGGUAUGCCGGAGCCAGCGAAGGCGAUGAGGAAGAGGCUGGCGGGUGUGCUGAAACCGGGGUCGCCGCCGACGGGCAAGCGAGCCGCAGUUGGAGCUUCUCCUGGCGCGGCGACAGAGCAGAAGAGGUUGAACCGAGUCUUCCCGAGAAUGGCGAGGCGCGAGCCAAACGGCGAUGGUGGAGCAGAGGCCCGGGAGAGACAGACGGGGAGAACGGCGCGCAGACCAGCGCCUUCGGUCCGUCGCGGGACGAACGCAGAAGGGGAGAAGAACUGGAAGGAGACCGCCACACGACAGUCGAUCCCCCAGCUCCUCGCCUGCCGCAAAUCUACCGCAUGUGGAAUAGAGCCGCGCUGCAAGGGAAUCCGGAGGCGCUCAGAGAGAUCGCGCAGCUCCACAUCAAAGGCAGCGCCGACGGCGUCGUCGUCGCCAGCCCCGAGCUCUCUGCAGAAGUUCUGAAAAUUUCUGCCGCCCACGGCGAUGUCAAAUCGCUCCCCAUCCUCGCCUCCCUCUAUGAAUCCGGAACAUCUGUGACGCCUCCACUGUAUGGUCGCGCGAUCGACCUGCUCAAGAUCUAUGCCGAAGGCGAGGAAGCGCAUGCGGCGGCAGGGCCUCAGCAGAUUCUCCGGUCAGGCGCGGCGGCGCCCUGGCAAGGUUGGCGCAAGGCGCUGCAGCGUCGCUUCAAGCGAUGGGGCUUGGCCGCCCAGAUCGGUCGCCUGACGGUGAAAGACAAGUGGGCAAGGCGGCGCGAAGAACGCGGCGAGAAGGCCGCAGGGGUGGCAAGCAUCCUCAAGCACAUGUGGUGGCGCACGAAGCGGGAAAAAUGA
Messenger RNA from Besnoitia besnoiti, 3258 nucleotides. RefSeq names its product Sel1 repeat-containing protein. Bases 1 to 3258 code for a protein of 1085 amino acids. Gene Ontology annotation, molecular function: protein binding. The record is from RefSeq and is a predicted model, not a curated record. The transcript has 17 exons. NCBI's taxonomy places the organism in Eukaryota, Apicomplexa, Conoidasida, Eucoccidiorida, Sarcocystidae.